CGACUACCCGUAGAGUUACGUAAACCUUGGCGGGACUUCGAAUCCGAAGUAGCUCCCUGAAAGUGAUGAAAACUGUCGUUUUUAAUUAAAUUGUCACACACAAAAGAAAGGCAACUUGAAGAUGGCAAUGCAGCAAGCCAGACAAGUAGAACAAGAGUCAACCCUUGAGGAUGAAACAUUCGGUCCCAUGCCUCUUGCAAAGUUGGAGGGUAAUGGCAUCAGCAGCUCUGACAUAAAGAAGCUGGAAGAGGCAGGGUUCUUCACCGUUGAAUCCGUAGCAUUUGCUCCCAAAAAAACUCUGCUAGCAAUCAAGGGAAUCAGUGAAACCAAAGCAGAUAAGAUUGUUCAAGAGGCUGCAAAACUGGUACCCAUGGGAUUCACAACAGCAACAGAGUUUCACCAGAAACGUUCCGAGAUCAUUCAGUUGACUACUGGCUCCAAAGAGCUAGAUAAAUUAUUGCAAGGGGGAUUCGAAACAGGCUCCAUUACAGAAAUUUUUGGAGAGUUCCGCACAGGGAAGACACAGCUGUGUCAUACAAUUGCUGUUACAUGCCAGCUUCCUAUUGAUAUGGGUGGGGGAGAAGGAAAAGCUAUGUACAUUGACACAGAAGGAACAUUUCGUCCAGAGAGAUUAUUGGCGGUGGCAGAAAGAUAUGGAUUAUCAGGCAGUGAUGUUUUGGAUAAUGUUGCUUAUGCCCGGGCUUAUAACAGUGACCAUCAGUCUCAACUACUCAUCCAAGCAGCUGCUAUGAUGUCAGAGUCCAGGUAUGCUGUGUUGAUCGUCGAUAGUGCUACGGCUCUGUACAGGACCGACUACUCUGGACGAGGAGAACUAUCAGCUCGUCAGAUGCAUUUAGCAAGAUUUCUGCGCAUGUUGUUACGCCUGGCUGAUGAAUAUGGAGUGGCCGUGGUAAUAACUAACCAGGUUGUUGCACAAGUUGAUGGCGCAGCAAUGUUUUCUGCAGACCCUAAGAAGCCAAUUGGGGGCAAUAUAAUAGCACAUGCAUCAACAACAAGGUUGUAUCUGAGAAAGGGACGAGGUGAGACAAGAAUCUGUAAGAUAUAUGACUCACCCUGUCUGCCGGAAGCAGAAGCUAUGUUUGCAAUAAAUGCUGAUGGAAUUGGGGAUGCAAAAGACUGAACAGAAGAUGGAAAUGUUGGUUUUCAAUGUCUGAAGUCUUAGUUUUCAGAAAAAAUUGUGCUCAUGGAAUUUAGUUUUGUUUACAAUUUUGUUUGCUUACAAAAAUUGUUUAUGACCUCACUAGCAUGUACAAAAGAAAGUGCUUCUUAACUCUUGUUUCUAACAAACUGUAUAUAAAAACAAAGUAAAAACCAGAAGAUUCUGUUUCACAGUUUUGGGAGGUAUGAUUGACAUUCUUAGAUUUUCUUCACAACCUUGCUUCCUUAGUUAAGUUGACUUUAAUACCUGCAGGAGUCAUUCUUUCAAGGUUGAGGUGUACAUGGGUCAGGAGCUAAUUCACACAUGUAAUUCACACAUCCAACGAAGAAAAACUAACAGUAAGCUUAUUUAUUAUCAGCAUCAUAAUAAUGUCAUUUUCUUCUUCUUCAUCAUCAUCAUCAUUGUUGUUGUUCUUGGUGUUGCACUUGUCAGACUGAACAUUCAUCAAUCACUCUCAUCUUCAUUAUCAUUGCUGACAUUAAAGUGAAACUUUUUUCUCUAUCCUACUCAAAGCAUAGCUUUCACAUGAACUGCAUUUAACUGUAACAUCCCCACAAAUCUUAAUAUAAUUUUCAAAUUUUUUUCAUUGCUUGUCUUU
Pomacea canaliculata is the source of this 1778-nucleotide messenger RNA. RefSeq names its product DNA repair protein RAD51 homolog 1. Lineage: Eukaryota; Metazoa; Mollusca; Gastropoda; Architaenioglossa; Ampullariidae. The transcript has 10 exons. Gene Ontology annotation, biological process: DNA recombinase assembly; DNA strand invasion; reciprocal meiotic recombination. Gene Ontology annotation, molecular function: double-stranded DNA binding; single-stranded DNA binding; ATP hydrolysis activity. Gene Ontology annotation, cellular component: condensed nuclear chromosome. The record is from RefSeq and is a predicted model, not a curated record. Bases 122 to 1141 code for a protein of 339 amino acids.